This is a messenger RNA of Strongyloides ratti, 1548 nucleotides long. Its product is annotated as Sorting nexin-27. Lineage: Eukaryota; Metazoa; Nematoda; Chromadorea; Rhabditida; Strongyloididae. The coding region runs from base 1 to 1548 and encodes 515 amino acids. Gene Ontology annotation, biological process: intracellular protein transport. Gene Ontology annotation, molecular function: protein binding; phosphatidylinositol binding. The transcript has 3 exons. The record is from RefSeq and is a predicted model, not a curated record. Gene Ontology annotation, cellular component: early endosome.
AUGAUAGAAGAAAGUAUUACUUCAUCAAAAGUUUUUGAUACUAAUAAAAGUAAUGGAAUUAAUGAUAUGAUUUAUGAACCACAUAAUAUUACUAUUGUUAGAUGUGAAACAGGUUUUGGUUUUAAUGUUAAAGGACAAAUAAGUGAAGGUGGACAAUUGAGAAGUAUUAAUGGACAAUUAUAUGCACCACUUCAACAUGUAAGUGCUAUACUUCAUGGUGGAGCAGCUGAAAGAGCUGGAUUGAAAAUGGGUGAUAAUAUUCUUGAAGUUAAUGGUAACAAUGUUGAAGGAGCUACUCAUAGACAAGUUGUUGAAUUAAUUAAAAAUGGUGGUGAUAAAUUAAAAUUACUUGUUAUAAGUGUUCCAGAAUAUGAAUAUCACGAGAUUGACUUUGAUUACGAUAGUAGUGAUUAUUAUUCAAGAUAUGAUUAUACAGAGAAACGAUCACUUCCAAUAACAAUACCAAAUUAUCAAGUUAUAAAAGCAUCAUGUGAAACUUUUAUUGCAUAUAAUAUUUAUAUGGCUGGUCGGCAUUUAGUAUCUAGAAGAUAUAAUGACUUUAUAAGGCUUAACAAAUAUUUAAAAGAUGAAUUUAAUGAUUAUGACUUUCCAAAACUUCCAAAAAGAUGGCCAUUUAAAUUAAGUGAACAAAAAUUAGAUGCUCGAAGGAGAGGUUUAGAAAGUUAUCUAGAAAAAUUAUGUGCUGUUAAAGUUAUAGCUGAUAGUGAGAUUAUGCAAGAAUUUUUGAUGGAAGAAACAGAAGAAUAUUCAAGAUUUUUAGAUGUUACAUUAAAAAUUCAACUACCAGAUACAAAUGUUGUUUCAUUAAUGGUUAAAAAAAACCAACCAACAUGGCAAGUUAUGAAAGAGAUACUUGAAAGGAUGGAAGUUGAAGGAAAUAUUAUAGAUAAUGUUGGAAUAUUUGAAUUGAUAGAUGAUAAUUUUUAUAGACUUUUAGGAGAUGAAGAAUUACCACAUUAUAUAUUUAUUCAUAAUUAUUCAUCAAUAGCUGUUAGUUCUAUUUCAUUUAGAAAAUUUAUAUUUAAUAUUGAUGAAGAAAGAAAAUUAUGUAAAGAAAAUGAUUUAUUUAAACAAUUAUGUUACUAUCAAGUGAUUAAUGAUAUUGAUAAAGGUAUUUUAAAUGCUAAAGAUAGGACACUUCAAUUACGUUCCAUUCAAUCUGUUGAAAGAAUUGAUGAAUAUUUGGACAUUGCCCGACAAUUAGAUGACUAUAACAAAAUAUCAUUUCCUGAAACAGAAUCAAAUUUCAAAAGUAAAGUAAUACUAACAAUAUCAUAUGAUAGGAUAAAAAUUAAUUUUUCUGAACCAGAAAAAGUUUCACAAGUAAUUGAUUGGAGGCGUAUUCAAAGAUAUUAUAUUAGUAAUCAAAAUAGUACAUUUAAUAUUGAAUAUAAAAAUGAUAAAAAAAUUCAAAUACUUCAAUUGUUUACACAUUAUUGUUCAUCAAUGUUUUUAACUUUCGAAAAAGUUACACAGGAAAGAAGAAAGUUAGAAAAGAAAGUUAAUAAUAAAAUAGAAGAAUGUUGA